AUGGAAACUAUAUCUUACAUGGCCUCCAGCUGUGGGUCGUCUCAUUUUCCAUGAACAAUUAACUGGUGUCGCAACCGAAGCGAAGAAAACAAAGUAAACACAGAUCAAGUAGAGUAGUACUAGAAAACAAAGCAAGCAUCCCGAGUAGAGUAGCAUUGCAGAGAUUAGACUUCCUCCUAAGUAAUCAGUCAUGGCGGACGGUCUCGCCGCAGCGGUGGAAUCCGGCCCUGACCACAAGACGACGCUCGACGCGGAGUGGUUGCGAGUGCUAAUCUCCGGCGACAAGGCCCGCGUGGAGGAGCUAUUGCGCAGAGAAGAAGAACAAGACGAGCAUGGUGCCGACGAUGGGCUCCAGCAGCAAACCGAUGAUGGCCAGGUCGCCAUAAACGUCCCUGGCGCGGGCUCCUUUCCGAUUCUCGGCGUGACGAGCAACGGGAGCACGGCGCUGCAUCUCGCCGCCGGCCGCGGCCACGUGGAGCUCGCCACGCUCCUCUGCGACAGGGCGCCGUCGCUGGCCGCCGCGCGCGACAAGCGCCUCGACACGCCGCUACACUGCGCGGCCAAGGCCGGGCACGCGGGCGUGGCGGCCGUCCUCUUGCCCAGGGCCGGAGCAGCGCUGCUGGCGAGGAACCAGACGGGGGCCACCGCCUUGUACGAAGCGGUCCGGCACGGCCGUGCAAGCUUGGUAGAUCUGCUAAUGGCGGAGGCUCCCGAGAUGGCAUCGCUCGCUACCAAUGAUGGCUUCUCGCCGUUAUACUUGGCGGCCAUGACUGGCUCGGCGCCGACGGUCCGGGCGUUGCUUCGCCCGUCGGCUGAAGGAACACCGUCGCCGGCGUCCUUCUCUGGCCCCGCGGGACGCACUGCUUUGCACGUCGCGGCCAGUGUCAGCAAAGAAAUAGCUCAAGCUAUACUGGGCUGGGAGCCACAAGGCCUAACUUUGCUAACCAGAGCUGAUUCGUCAGGGAGAACGCCUCUCCAUUUCGCAGCGCUAUAUGGAAAACUUGAUAUUGUUGAGUUAUUCCUACAGCAUUGCCAUGCUUCUUCCCUCGAGCUAGCCAGUAUUUCUGAUAACAGCGGAUCAUCUCCUCUGCAUAUUGCUGCUAUGGUGGCGGAAACCGGAAUAAUUGAUGAGCUCACAAAAGGAUGGCCCAACUACUAUGAACUGGUCGACGAUAAAGGAAGAAACUUUCUUCAUCGUGCUGUCGAGCAUGGUCAGGAAACGGUGGUUCGCCACAUUUGCCGAAAUGACAUGUUUACCAUGCUGUUAAAUGCCACGGAUUCUCAAGGAAAUACCCCGCUCCAUCUGGCUGCCGAAAGUGGAAAUCCAGGGAUUGCCAGCUUAAUAUUGGCGACAACAAGUGUGGAUAUGGGCAUUACCAACAAGGAUGGCCUAACUGCUGGAGAUCUUGCUCGUCGUGCAAGAGCAAUCGGCCUUCGGCGCUAUUUCCUGAAUCCGCAGACUGUUUUGUACAAUUGUCUACGUUGGUCGAGAGCGCCCUUUACUUUAGAAGGAGAUCUUGGUCUUCAGGUGGACAGAGAAAAGGACAAGAUUGCCCGUGCCAAGAAAGAAGAAGAAAAUGAUAACAUUGCCCCCGCAGAAGAAGAAGAAGAAGAAAAGGAUAACAUUGGGGAAGCCAGAGCAAUUGCAUCGGUUCUGAUCGCCACCGUGGCAUUCGCGGCAGCUUUCACCGUGCCGGGGGGGUUUAUCGCCGACGACCGCGCGCGUGCCGGGACAGCGGUACUGGGCAGCAGUUUCGCGUUCAGGGCAUUCGCGGUGUCGGACACCAUAGCUUUCCUCUGCUCCAUCGUGGCCACAUGCUUCCUCAUAUACAGCGGCGACGCGAGAAGGAUUCCACGCAGCAAACAUAGCUGGUACAGGCGCUGGACCUCAGGGCUGGUGCAGGCGGGGGCGCAGUUUCUGAUUGCCGCGUUCGCGUUUCAGCUCGUGCUGGGUGUCGCCGUCAACCGCUGGCUCAUCGUCUUUGUGUACGUCGCGUGCCUGGCUUCAGUGCUCAUCUGCUUCCCUUCCGCUUGGGUUCCAUUGAACUUUGGCGUGGGGAAAGCGAUAUGGCGUCGAGCCGGAUGGAGGGGCCUUGUCAACAUACACGAGCGCCCGUCGACACUGCCAGAAUUCUUUCAUCUUUUCACCGACAGCGUCUUGUAUAAAGCUCUUAGGAGGCCAUUGUUUGCUUUGCUCAUCUCUGCUAUGUUUGUCGCCGCAAUCGUACUCAGUAUUGCUCUGCCAAACUACUGAGCAGGAAAUGUCAUAUGCCAAUCCGUCAAGAACUAGCACAGUACUCAUGUAUUGGUACGGACCAGAAAAUACAUUACAUUUUUUUUUGAAAGAAGAAAGAAAAUACAUUACAUGUUCGAAAAGAAUGUUGCCCUAUUAUUUAUUACGUAUCAUAGGUUGUAUAAUUUCAUAUCCGUUCUCGUCUCAACUAUUGAGGUGCCAAAAUCAAUGAGUGACACGGUCUAAAAGUGACCGCCACCACUAAUAGUUGCAUUGGAAUUUUUUGGUACUAUAUAUCCAUAACUAGAUUUUUUCCUUUUCUUUCUCAA
Molecule: messenger RNA, 2562 nt
Organism: Brachypodium distachyon (stiff brome)
Lineage: Eukaryota; Viridiplantae; Streptophyta; Magnoliopsida; Poales; Poaceae
Product: ankyrin repeat-containing protein At5g02620
Exons: 3
Coding region: 191-2254 (687 amino acids)
Cellular component (GO): plasma membrane
Molecular function (GO): protein phosphatase 1 binding; protein phosphatase regulator activity
Source: RefSeq, a predicted model, not a curated record